GGGGACGCUGGGGCAGGACGCGGCGGGAGCCCCGCUAGCACAGGAAGUCGCUCCGCCGAGAGAGGAGGGAGGAGGCAGGAGGCGGAGCUGUGCCGCUCGGCCCGAGUGAUUUUUUGGAUUGAAAACAAUGGGUAGAAAAGAUGCCUCUACAUCAAGGACUCCUGUUGACCAGUACAGGAAACAGAUAGGAAAACAAGAUUAUAAGAAAACCAGGCCUAUGUUAAGAGCCACAAGAUUAAAAGCAGAGGCCAAGAAAACUGCACUAGGCGUAAAGGAAGUUGCCCUUGUCCUUGCAGCUAUACUGGUAUUUUUGUUGGCUUUCUAUGCUUUCUUUUAUCUUAACAUUUCCAAUGAAGUUGACCUUGAUCUGGAUCCAGAUGAAAACUAGCAGAUGCAAUGAAUCUAUCAUCAAGAUUUCUUCUGCUUCAACAAGACUGCAUAGGAACACACAGUCCCUUCAGCGUGAGACCGUAAACGAUGCCAUUUCUUGCAGUCCAAAUUCAUAAGAAAGUUUUGCAAUACGUCAGUCACUUCUACAUUCUAGAUCUGCAAAAUAAGAACACUUAUGCCUGGCCAAGUGUAUUUGAUUAACACCAAGGCCAGGAGCAACAGUACAAUACAUGAAAUUUAUUGUUUACAUUAUUUUUGUCUCAGGCAGAGAACUUUGAUGUCAAAAGACAGGUGCUAUUAUUAUCAUGGAUAUUCAUGCUGACUUCACAGGAGUGUCUGCCUUGACCAAACUUAGGAAUCAAAGCUUCCUAAUAACGAAAUUAGUUUCCUUUUCCAAAAGAAAGCAGAAAUACCAAAUAAAAAGUCUUUUAUUUAAAAUAUAUCAAAACACCCUCAUCCUCCCUCUCCCUUUUAAUCUUUCUUGGGCAUGUGUGCACACGCGCGCACAUGAAGAUGGAAGAAAUUGUAGGGGGAAAAAAUCCUUUUAGAAGCAGUCUGUCACCUUCUAUAUGGACUUAAUUUUAUGUCAUCCCAGAUUCUGUGUGCUCAUAUAUCUGCAGUAAUCUUUUUCAUUCUUUUGCCAACUGUUCAGCACACAUGUGUUCUGUUAGAAAUGGCACCUGGAUGACAGAAGCUCUAACAUUCGCAUAUGCUUCUGAAACACAGUUCUUUGCUGCUGUGCCGUCUGAACUAGUGUAAAUAGAAAGUUCAGUUGAUGUUGGUUUUAAUUAGUAUAUUAGUCUAUUAUUCAUAUAAAGUCAAAAUUUUAUUUUAAUUAUACUCUUCCUGAUGGUUGUGGUAUGAACUUGCUCUACCCGUUAGGGGAAUGUUGUAAAAAAACGUUCCUUUCCAGCUAUACAAUCAUUUUAAUCAUCAAACUAAUGUAAGAAGUUGUAAGUAAUAAGAAAGCACUUUUUUGUCCAGGUGUACUAAUAAUUGGGUAAAUCUUGGCUCCAUGACAUGCUUCAGUUCUUGCAAAGUACCUUUCAAAUUAUGCACUGUAGAUAACAUUUCUGAUCCCUUUGAUAGCCACAGGUCGCUUGAAGGAGUUGGUAUGUCAGAGCAGCUGCAAGGAGCUUUAGAAUUCUGGCUUUAUCCUGUUCUACUUCGAGUUUGGCAUAUAACUAAGCUUAUGGAUAUAAAGGUUCAGCUUUGAAUCCUUUAAACGUGUGGUCAGCCUUUGUCUGGUUCAGAUUCAGUUUGAUAUCAAGAAAAGCAUAGAGCCAUUGGUGCUGAAUGUGGCAAGGAAGUUAGGCAGACUGACUUCCUGAAAAGUUUUCAUAAUUUUUAAGUUUUAUUAGUGAAUUAGCUUCACUUUACCUUUGAUACAAAUUUCAGGGCUGAAUGUUAGGUUUAAUUGCAACUGAGGUAUUUACUGUCUUGUUCCCAAGAUGCCUAAGAUUUCUUGUAGUGAUUUUGAAGACAAAGGGAUACAAAUCACAGCAAAUAUUAUAAUGGAAAAUAUAUUUCUUUUAAAUUGACACAGUCCCAUUAUCACCACUUAAGAAACUUAGAUCAGUACAGUUAAUUUUUAAACCAUACAGUAACUGUGAGCGUAUACAUUAUGAGUCUCUAAGGAUUCACUUCUUAUCUGUCAUACUCCUUAUUCACUUUAUGCAAUGCAAAACAACUCCUCUAAAAAUUAAGAGUACAACAGUCUUCCGAGAAGAACACAAAAGAGAAACAUGUAUGUGCAAAUAUUUCUCUUACAGACACAAAAUUCUAACAUGUAUGCAUGCAUGUGACUUAUAGUCUGAUACUACUUGCACACAUGACCACACAUGUAGCAACAUGUUGAAUUUAUGGUGAAACAUUAUCUGACACAUGGCCUAAUUUUCAGUGGAGGGAAAAGUGUAUCACAAGCUGUCUGCUUGGAUGUGACAUGCCUUUCGCUUCACCAGUGCCCCACCACAUGUCACAGAAGCUGCACACCUUUCCCGUUACUUUGCAUUAGCAAUUUUCUUGUUCUAUAAGAUGCUGGAAGAAUUGCUUUCUUAAUGUCUGCUUAGAGCUCUCUGGGUGAUGCGUGGCCUGAGAAAGAUGUGUAGUUACUCCCUUCACACAGGUUGUCUUGUAACCUCUCUGAAUUGGUUAUGAUAACAAGCAAGCAAUUCUUACUGUCAAAUUUAUUAACGUGAAGUUCCUAGAACAGGAAGAUUGCCUUUCCCAUAAUUAUGAAUCAGACAAAAACUAAAGCAUAUAUAUAUUGUGAUUCUAGCAAGUUCCCUGAUGUGCGGCUCAUAAGUCUGUAUUGCCCUCAAGUGCCAUAGUUUGCAGUGUGUUUGCUUUGUUUAGAUUAGGCAUUUUCAUUUACGUGAAAGAUCAUAAACUUGUAGAAUGUAUCAUAGAAUCAUAGAAUGGUUUGGCUUGGAAGGAACCUUGAAGUUCAUCUAGUUCCAACCCCACUGCCAUGGCCAGGGACGCCUUUCACUAGACCAGGUUGCUCAAUGCCCCAUCCAACCUGUCCUUGAACAUUUCCAGGGGUGGGGCAUCCACAACUUCCCUGGGCAACCUGUACCAGUGUCUCACCACCCUCAGAAUAAAGAACUUUUCCUAAUGUCUAAUCUAAACCUCCUCUCUUUUUGUUUGAAUCGAUUCACUCUUGUACUGUCACUACAUGCUCUUGUAAAAAGUCCCUCUCCAUCUUUCUUGUAGGCUCCCUUCAUGUACUGGAAGGAUGUCCUCAUGUAACAGGAACAUUUCUUUUUGCUUAGGUAAACUGGGUAGACUUCUAUUCAGUGUAUGUAGAAAUAUGUGGUAAAUAUUGCAGCAAAUACACUUUUUUUCUUAUCAGUACAAUAAUUUCUACUGGGACAUGUGGUUUAAUUUGCUCUUAAUUAUAUCUGAGAUUGAAACAUGCCUCUUGGGGUUUGGAUCAUCUAUCUUUGUAUGAGUUGCUCAGUGUCUUUUUUAUUAAUAAAGAAUUUUUUACUAUUUUGGUUCUCUUAUUAAUGUUGAACACACUGAACUAUAUAUAUAGAUUUGAAAGGACAUUAAAGCAAUCGAAACAGCACAAUGUUCAAAAGUGAGCAGUGAUAUCAGUUUUAGAAUAUCUGGAUUAUUUUAGGCAGUUCUAACCCCUAAGCUCAUAUUAAAACUAAAUGUGGCCUAUGAAUACUUAAAAGACAAUGAAGAGAGCUUCCUUUGGCCCGCUAUCCAAUACCAAUAGAGCAAGGCUCUUUCUCCAGGCAUGGUUUAUCCAUGUAGUUCUGUCCCUUCAGACAAAUUGACUUUAUUAUAAAAGUAAUACUUUUAUACACUUGUUUCAGAGAAAGAUUGCUGAUCAAAUUCUUUACAUGGCAAACUUGGCUUAAUGGGGCAGGUUUUCUCAAGGAUAUUCACCUCUAGGGGAAGGGUAGACAUCAGUAGUGUUGUUGUCCUCUGCUUAUGGAGUAAACUGAAUUUCUUUCCAGCAGAGGUUGUGGAAGAGAUGCCUAUACUGAGUCCUUGUGCUGUGAGUGGGAGCAGAUGUCCUGUUUGGAAGAAUCUCUGGCUAGGAAGGCACAAUAGUCUUCCAGCAGUGAUUUUGCUUAGUUAAUCUUUCCUUGGUGGUUUUCCUUUUCUCUUUGAUCCUACAAAAGCAGAAGCAGCAUGUAGACCAUCUCAGUGAAGAACCCUCAGUAUAGUAGUUUUACUAGUGCUUCUAGUGAACAUUGCCAAGGAAAGGCUCUAGCUCUACUACCUAGUGUCUCUAAAUAUAUUUUACUGGAAGCUUAGAAGGCAUGUUAAGCAUUUCCCUAGUAGACUCUAGAGAUACAUUUGAACUUUUCUUGAAGAAUGCUUAAGUUAAAGUUCACUGUUGCAUAUCAUAUAGACAUCAUGUGAUUCAGGAUCAGUCAUAGCUCCAUCUGUGCAUCAACCAACACUGUAGACUGUGAGAUUAUGCCAGAACACGUAACUGCAGAUAGCCACAGCAUGAGCAGACUCAUCUGUUUGCUUAGGUGUCCUCUGGAGUAGUUGGCCUAAAAUUAGACGAUGCUACUAAACUGUCCUAAAGAAAAACAAAGUGAAAGCCCUAUAAAACUGCUCAUACCAUUUCCAUGAAAAUUGCUACCAAGGAAGAGGCUUAUCUGCUGAGUUAGGGCCAGGUUUUGAAUGCUGCCCUUUCAAGAAGGAAAAUGUUGCUAGCAGCUCUCAGUAGAGUGAUAAGUGAUGUGGGAUUGUGUCUGUAAGGCACAACUGAGCCAGUUGGUGAAGGCCAAAUGCAUUUAGGACUGUUCUCUGUAAAGGACUGUACUUGAAAUGCAUAAUAGGCAAGUUAGGGUGCCAACAAACAGGAUACUACAGAUCUUGAUUGCAUUUCAAGUUUUACUUACAGUAGCGUAAUAAUUAGUGGUGCUUAUGACUAAGUAACAAUAUGGCAUAUCAGUAAGACACCAGAAAUGUGAUGUUGGAACUGCUUCUUAAAAGAUUUUACAGUGGAUUAUGCCUGUACUUUGGGAAAUGAAGCCAUGAGAUGAAUAAACUGGCAAAGAUUGUCUUACAAUAAUUUUCCCUGAAAGAGCCGAUGUAGAUAUUUUGCAGUACUUUUCCCCAUCAUCCUCUUAGUUUUAUGUAACGCAUUUUUGUAGGUGUAUUUCUACACUUUCCCAAGAGUGAAAAAAAUAUUUUGCUUGUAGUUCAUCAAUUCAUUUAAUUGACAGAAUCCUCUACUCAUCCUUUUAUUCCCCCUUAAUCACAAUCAAAUUGGUGGGGAGACAGCCAAAAUGUUAGGUACCAGUGUCUCUCAAGCAGAUGUCACACCACUAUUUUUUAGCUCGUUUAAAUGAAUAAACAUGUUAAACUGUGAAGUAUUACAUUUUAGAUUUUUUCAUUAAAAAAAAUGGGACAAUCUGUUUACUGUCCUUAAUUGAGACAACAAUCCUGGCGGUUGCCAGUUUUGGCAGUUGUAAUGAUGAACUAUAAAUAUUGGGACAAAUUAACUAACUGAUGAUUGUGGAGGAUAGUUCAAGCACAGUUCUCAUUCUGAAUGAACAAUUUUUUCAGUGCUAUAUUUUCUCUAACUUCCAUAACUGUUAUAUUGGUUUUGCAUGUUAAAACAACAAAUAAAUACCUGACUAGUCAAUCAA
This is a messenger RNA of Pseudopipra pipra, 5519 nucleotides long. It is a transcript of the gene TRIQK, whose product is annotated as triple QxxK/R motif containing. The record is from RefSeq and is a predicted model, not a curated record. The coding region runs from base 128 to 388 and encodes 86 amino acids. Lineage: Eukaryota; Metazoa; Chordata; Aves; Passeriformes; Pipridae. Gene Ontology annotation, cellular component: endoplasmic reticulum membrane. The transcript is spliced from 4 exons.